This is a messenger RNA of Laccaria bicolor S238N-H82, 351 nucleotides long. RefSeq lists its product as uncharacterized. Gene Ontology annotation, molecular function: protein binding. The record is from RefSeq and is a predicted model, not a curated record. NCBI's taxonomy places the organism in Eukaryota, Fungi, Basidiomycota, Agaricomycetes, Agaricales, Hydnangiaceae. The coding region runs from base 1 to 351 and encodes 116 amino acids. The transcript has 4 exons.
AUGAAUAACAGCUAUAUUCCUGCUUUUGAGUGUCAGCACACACUGGUCAAACAUACUAAACCGUUGAACACUUUGAAAUUAAACAAGGAUGCUACGAUGCUCCUCAGUGGUGAUGACGGAUUGUUACUCAUCUGGAAUAUCCUCAACAGGAGUCUCGAACAAACCAUCUCCGUCACUUUCAAUGGACCUGUCUCUGCUGCUUUCUGGACCCCAAUCUCGCCAAACCGCCCCAGCACUACUUUCACAUUCGGUUGUGCUGAUGGAACAAUGUUUGCUUACCAUCAAACCCAGGAAGACAUAAGAACCUUACCGCACUACAUGUUUAGUUCCAGCCCACGAGGGUCAUAUUGA